This is a messenger RNA of Chiloscyllium plagiosum (whitespotted bambooshark), 1307 nucleotides long. It is a transcript of the gene cldn23l, whose product is annotated as claudin 23-like. Gene Ontology annotation, cellular component: bicellular tight junction; membrane. The record is from RefSeq and is a predicted model, not a curated record. Lineage: Eukaryota; Metazoa; Chordata; Chondrichthyes; Orectolobiformes; Hemiscylliidae. Gene Ontology annotation, molecular function: structural molecule activity.
UCCCCAGCCACAGAGGGAGAUGAGAGACUGGAUCAGACAGAGAGAUGCAGUGAGACGGGACAUCGCAGCCACAGAGCGCUGUUAGAUGAAGACAAGCAGCUUUCAGCAAGGCAGUCAUCCAGUUCAGUCACAGAGAACCCCUUGGCUGCAGGAACACCUGCAAGUGAAUCAUGAAUUUAAGAUGAAAGGAACAAGACACUGAAAGAGAAUUAAAUAAUGCCGAGGUUCUGGUUGGAUCCUGAUUAGUCAAAACAUGCGGACCCCACCGCCGAUGAUCAUCGGGAUUAUCAGUGCUCCUCUUGGGCUAGUCUUAGUAUUUGUAGCUGUGUUAACCCCACAGUGGCGCCAGGGGUCUGUUAAUCUUGGGAAAAACACAGCCAUGAAGUCUGAUGGUCUGUGGGAGUCAUGCCUGGAACUGCAGGACACCAAACAGUGCUGGCCGGUGACCACGGUGUAUCAGAGGGAUGAAAUUGUACAGUGGUCCAGGGCCCUCAUGCUGAGCUCCCUCCUGGUCUGUGGAAUGGGGAUCAUCGUGGCCAGUGUUGGGAUACGUUGCUGGAUGGACUUCCCCCUUCGUAAUGUAGCUGGAGCUAGUGGAGUUGUCAUUAUCCUGGCUGGAUCUUUGUGUAUCACCCCACUGACUCUCUACAUGACGUCCAUGCAGGAAAUCAGCCCUGACACCCACACACAGUACCAAAGUGGGAGUUCACUAUACUUUGGUUGGGCUGGAAGCUGUAUUGAGAUCUUUGGAGGAAUAGCUCUCGCUCUCAGCUUCACCUGUCCAACAUUUGAGAGAUGUAGAGAGUCAGGACAAAAUGCUAAAAGACCCUAUGAGGUUGAUUACUAGAUCAAAUCAUUGGGCACCAGCCUGCCCUGAUCAUUUCUAACAUGCUGCUGUACAUUAAGGCAUGUAUUAAAUGUUAAAUCCCAACCAACUGUAUGUGGCAUCAUCAUUUAAUUAAUAGCUUUAGCGUCUUAGCUGGGUAUGUAUUAACUGUGAUGAAUAAGAUUGCCCUUGGAUUUUCCAGAAUUAAAGGUUAAUUUCUAUUCAUUCUUGGGAGAACUUAGGAAAAAUAAAUUACUUGACAUUUAAAAAAUUCUUUGAACAAGUGUUCUUCAGUUUUAAGCCUGUUUGCAAAGAAGAGGCUAAGUGGCAGAUGAGGAUCAUCUAACAAUAUAUGAAGUGAAUGUAGCCAAUAGGAAGAAGUGGGGCAGUGCAGUAAAGGGGCAUUUAAACCUCCAGUCAUGUAUGCAACCACGUUAGCAAUCCUAGUGACUCAAGUAGUCCCACCUUUGUUCAUUCAGAA